Molecule: messenger RNA, 1746 nt
Organism: Metarhizium acridum CQMa 102
Lineage: Eukaryota; Fungi; Ascomycota; Sordariomycetes; Hypocreales; Clavicipitaceae
Source: RefSeq, a predicted model, not a curated record
AUGACUGCCGAUGACGACUCCUCUGACCUUUCAUCUUUGCCAUCGCUAUCGCCAGUGCCGUCGGAUGUUGAGCUGGACGACAAUAGCGAUGACGCGACGACCAAAUCCAAGUCGGGCAUCCUGAAGUUCUUCCCGAAGCUAUCAGAGCAGCCGCCCAAGGAGCCAUCGCCUCCACCACGUAAACGGUCACCGUCACCGCCACAUGAAUAUGUUCUUGCCGAUAAUCCUGAUAUUGCGGAGCUAGAACGCGAUGUCGUCGAGCCCAUUCCCGGCGACCGAGUAGAACACCUUUUAUGCGCAAUCCUGGGCUUGCUCUUGAACCGAAAGCAAGACGUAAAACUGGGGCAUUAUGGCAGAGCACUGGAAGAUGCGAUCACGUCGCACAAGAACCAGUGGCCUGCUUCCUGGGAAGACAAGAACCCGUUGUCAGGCGGUGCGACAUUUAACUCUAUGACACCCACUGAACGACUAACGCUGUUGCGCACCCUCAUCCUAUGGGCAAUGGCUUCCUCCGACACUGUUAAAGGUCUGAUUAAUUCAGCAUACAAACAAAAUCGUCAAGAAGACGAUAUGAAUCAGCCGAGAUCAGUACAACCUUGGGGAUCUGAUGGAGACAAGCGACGGUACUUCUUGGUCGAAGGACAGGACGACACGAAUUUUCGGAUAUAUCGCGAGAGCAAUCCGGCAGGCACAAACAGGUCUUGGUUCAGUGUUGCUGGCUCCAUUGAAGAACUGAAGGCUCUCGCCGAAAAACUUGAAACGAAAGAUGGUGGUCCAAAGGCGAAAAGGUUGAGCCAAAAGAUGCUGCAAGUCAUUCCUCGGUUUGAGGCUGGUGAGGAGAAACGAAAGCGCCGUGAAUAUCGCCAAAUGCGAAAGGAGCAGUUCAAACGGCCAGAACCAGGGUUCUCUAUGUACGAAGGCCGUACACGAGGCAAGCGAAUCAAGUACACAUACUCGGAUGACGAAGAUGGUUUCUUUUCCGACUCUACCGGCGCCAGGCGAUCAGCUCGCAAUACUGGGGCCAAUACCCCUGCGGAGACCGGGCCAGUAACGACGUCAAGUGGCAGACAAAUUCGGGCACCACCACGGCUCAACAUGGUGGCGGGCGAUAGUGCUCCUGGAAGUAUCCAAGGCGAAAAUUCCGAACUGGAACAUGACCAUUCAAUUGGUACGUCUGGACGAACCAGACGCCCUGCAGCAAAUCAGGACACAAAUAACUGGUCUGAGCGUAACUCUCAGGGCGAUGGUACCGACGAGGAGAGCGAGGCUGAAUUCGGAGAUGAUGAAGAGGACGCCCACGUGCCCGAAGAGUCUGAGGAUGAGGAUGACUUUGAUGAAGCAGAAGCCAUGGUCGAGGAUGAUCUUGAUGAUCAGCGCCAAACUUUGGUUGUGAAACUCUCCGUCACUACACCUAAGCUGAGAACAGUUCUAUCUCCAAUUGAUGAAGGUCCCAACAUGCUUCCCACCCCAGACACACAGGAUUGGAAGGUCGAUACCACUGUCCCGGAGACCAGAACCGUUGAGAUGCAGGAUGUGCCGGCACCAGAGGCACAUACUAUCCCAUCCGAGCGGGUCAGGAAAGAGCCGACUCAAACAAGUUCAGGCGAUGUGACGGAAAAGAUAGAUGCCAUUCGAGCUCCGACCCUAUCUGGCAUUCCUUCCACGUCCUUAGCUUUUCGAGGGAGCCCUGAGAAGCCACAUGCUCAACUGGCAUCACCGUCUGGCGAUUUCAACGAUACUACUUAA